Messenger RNA from Hibiscus syriacus, 2490 nucleotides. Its product is annotated as dystrophia myotonica WD repeat-containing protein-like. The transcript is spliced from 11 exons. Gene Ontology annotation, molecular function: protein binding. Lineage: Eukaryota; Viridiplantae; Streptophyta; Magnoliopsida; Malvales; Malvaceae. The record is from RefSeq and is a predicted model, not a curated record. The coding region runs from base 468 to 2114 and encodes 548 amino acids.
UAAAAAUCAAUGAAAACAGAGAGAACGUCACCCGUUGCCAUUUUCUCUGCAAUCUCAUCUUUUCCGUCUCUCCCAAUCCUUUCUCUCUUCUAUCAUCUAUCCCCAUCUCCACCGUCCAUUGCGUUGAUUUUCCUCUGAUUUCGCCACAAAGUCAAACUCUUAACUACACCUUAUCAAAGCAAAUGAAGCAAAAACCCAGGUUACGGACCCCGUUCAGUGCAAACUGAGACACUUAUCAUAAGCUGCAACCACAGGAUCCCCCCUUCUCUUAACUCCGUUCUUUGAUCCUUAUAGACUAUUGCCAUUGAAGAACAAAAAGACGAGUCUUUUCAUUUUUGGGUUUUAUUAUUUUCGUCUUGGCAAAUAAGAAAGUUUGAACAUUGAGAAGGGAAGGACGAAGAAACAAAAAGGAAACCCUAAAGCGUUAUGAUCAGAUUAUGUUAUCGGCUGUAUGACUAAGAAGCGGCAUGAUCAACACAGCUAACGGCAUGAUUUCGACAUCUUCUUCAUCGGCGAACGCUCAGUCGCCGGGUUUGAAGACUUAUUUUAAAACCCCAGAAGGUCGAUAUAAGCUUCACUAUGAAAAGACUCACCCUUCUAGCCUUCUUCACUACGCUCAUGGAAAGACUGUUACUCAGGUUACCCUCGCACAUCUAAAGGAAAAGCCAGCUCCGUCGACUCCAACAGCUUCAUCGUCCAGCUUCAGUGCUAGCGCCGGGGUAAAAUCAGCAGCAACAAGGUGGCUAGGCUCUGGGAAUGGCGGCCGUGCGCUUAGCUUUGUUGGAGGGAAUGGUGGGAGUAAAAAUAUUAGUAGUACUAGUAGGAUUGGUGGGCCGUUGGGUGCUUCAAGUUCAAGCAAUUCUUUGACUAAUACAAAUUUUGAUGGGAAAGGAACUUAUUUAAUUUCUAAUGUUGGUGAUGCUAUUUUUAUAAGUGAUUUGAAUUCUCAGGAUAAGGAACCGAUAAAGUCUAUCCAUUUCAGCAAUUCAAACCCUGUUUGCCAUGCAUUUGAUCAGGAUGCCAAAGAGGGGCAUGAUUUGCUCAUUGGGUUGAGCUCUGGGGAUGUUUACUCGGUGUCACUUAGACAGCAGUUACAGGAUGUUGGAAAGAAGCUUGUUGGGGCACUGCAUUACAAUAAAGAUGGUUCUGUCAAUAGCAGCAGUCGCUGUACUAGUAUCACAUGGGUUCCUGGGGGUGAUGGUGCUUUUGUUGUUGCUCAUGCUGAUGGAAAUAUGUAUGUAUAUGAAAAGAACAAGGAUGCUGCUGGUGAUACUACAUUUUCUGUUAUAAAAGACCAAACCCAAUUUUCUGUAUCGCAUGCACGUUACAGUAAGAGUAAUCCAAUUGCUAGAUGGCAUGUUUGUCAAGGGUCAAUUAAUAGCGUUGCUUUCUCCUUUGAUGGGGCCUACUUGGCUACUGUUGGAAGAGAUGGCUAUCUGCGAGUGUUUGAUUAUUCGAAAGAACAGCUCGUAUGUGGAGGAAAAAGUUAUUAUGGUGCUGUACUAUGUUGUGCUUGGAGCAUGGAUGGGAAAUAUAUUCUGACCGGAGGUGAAGAUGACUUGGUUCAAGUUUGGAGUAUGGAAGAUCGGAAGGUUGUUGCAUGGGGUGAGGGGCACAACUCGUGGGUCAGUGGAGUGGCGUUUGAUUCAUAUUGGUCAGCACCUAAUACUGAUGGCACAGUAGAGAAUGUGAUGUACCGUUUUGGUUCAGUUGGCCAGGACACACAGUUGUUAUUGUGGGACCUGGAAAUGGAUGAAAUUGUGGUGCCACUGCGUCGAUGCACUGGAGGGUCCCCUACUUACAGCACAGGGAGCCAGUCUUCCCAUUGGGACAAUGCAUCCCCCGUGGGUACCUUGCAACCAGCCUCAAGCAUUCGAGAUGUCCCAAAAAUUUCACCACUGGUUGCUCAUCGUGUUCACAACGAACCCCUCUCAGACUUGAUUUUUACCCAGGACUCUGUACUUACAGUUUGUCAAGAGGGGCACAUAAAAAUCUGGAUGAGACCGGGUGCUGCGGAAAGCCAAUCAAGCAACACUGAAACAUUGUUAAGUACCAGCUCCAAGGAUAAGCCAUUGCUUUCCAGCAAGAUUGGCGGUUCUAGCUACAAGCAAUGAUCAGAUUAUCAUUAAAGAUUCAAGGCAAAACAAAAGGCCAUUUUUUUUCUGUCGAAGUUGCAUUUCUAUUUGCUAGCGUGGGCCGUUCAUCUCUCUUUAACCUGUUGGUUUUUGCAAGUACAACUGUUUGAACCGAAUUGAAUUGCGAUGAGAUGGAGCACCUGAAUCCAUUGUAUAUUCAAGGACAAAAAUUGCCAUUGACAGCACAAAGAGGUGUGGGAGGAGGAAAGAACCUCCAUUAUAAAAGUACAAACGGCUAUUCCUAGAAUAUUUGACAGACAGGAAUAACAUGAAGUUGCUCCUCUAAGUUUAGUAUUCUUAAGAGGUAAAUUUGAGUUAUUAUUUAUUAUUGGUGAAGCAUCAUCGCCGUUAAGAU